Molecule: messenger RNA, 2567 nt
Organism: Paramacrobiotus metropolitanus
Lineage: Eukaryota; Metazoa; Tardigrada; Eutardigrada; Parachela; Macrobiotidae
Exons: 2
Coding region: 78-2390 (770 amino acids)
Molecular function (GO): ATP-dependent protein folding chaperone; ATP binding
Source: RefSeq, a predicted model, not a curated record
GCAGUAUUUAGGUCGCUUCCGAUAUUUUGAUCAGCAAAUCAGUAAAUUUUUCAGCUUACGGGUUCAAGAAAGUGACUAUGGAUUCCACGAUUUCGCCGGCACCAGCAUGUGCUACUCUAGGAAUACAGCUUGGUUCCAGCAACUAUCGGGUGGCUCACCUGCAAUCAGUUUACAAUGUCCCAGAAAUCCUUCGGGAUGCGUUCGGCAAUGAAGUUACACCGUCCUAUUAUGGUAUAGAUGGCGCAGUCCAGUUAUUCGGUGACGACGCAUUACGCUACGCAAGCAUUCACCCUGAAACGUGCAUCCGAGGGAUCGUGAAAUAUUUUAGCGAUGCCGUAGCCUUGCCCGCCAAACUGGAUAGCUAUAAUGUGGAUAAUCGUCUCCAGCUGCUAACCACAAGUGCCAUGAAACCGGUGGGAGUUCUUAACGGUACAAUUCAAGCGCUAACUGACGGGAUAAAAGAAGGCUUUGACCAAUCAACCACGAUAGUCAACGUUGUAGUUGCGGUAGCAAACCUCCAUUUGAAGCACACUGAACGUCACAUUACAGAAGCGCUUAGUCGUCACCUGGAGUUUCUGUCUCUCCAUCAUGUUACCGUUAUACCAAAGACAGCGGCGGCGUUGUUAGGAUGCGGCAUGAAUCGUGAAGCAUGCGAAGAUGGCGUAUACGUCGUUCUAGUGGUUGGGGCUGCGGUGUCUGAAUUGGCAGUGUAUCAGGUAAAAGAUGGGAUUGCCAGACGACAAGGAGGGAUUUAUCAGCAUCAGAUAGGUGGUGAUAUGUUCGAUCAGGCUAUUGUCAGAAGUUGCUGCAUACAAUUCGAAAAAGAACACGGCAUCGAUCUUCGGCAGCAUUCGGGGGCCCUGCAGCAGUUGCGUGUGCAGUGUCAGAAAGCCAAGGACCGGCUGUCAGCAGCAAAACUUGUGCCGGUCGAAGUACUUCGAUUAGUCGGAGACAAGAAGUUGAAAUAUCAAGUCACCCGUAGUGAGCUGGAUGUCGAUAUGCAAGGGACAGUAUCCCAGUUUUCCAGCUGGUUGGGUAAAACAACAUACCCAUUUCGAAAGUCGCUGACGUUGAAGGAAGUUAUUUUCGUGGGUGGAGCAUCCCGAAUACCACAGUUACAACGUGCAGUAAGUGAAAUAUUUCCUGGAUUACUACGGACUUCCGUCAGUGCUUACGCCCAUCUUGCUGUUGUCAAUGGGGCAACAUACUGGGCUCGUUACCUUUGCAGUCCCGAUGCCGGACUUACGGAAAAAUUUAGCGACAAAUGUAUUGAUUUUGAGGCUGUAAAAGCAGGGAUCGCAAAACAAAUCGUAUCAACUCCGCAACUGGACCAGACUGCUGGGAAGAGUGAGCUAGCAGAAACCACCAUGACAGGUCACCGUCCCGCGAGUGCACCUAUCGAUGAGAAAAAUUCCGUCGAGAAACAAGAGCACUGUACUCAGUGUGCUGAUGAGAACAGUAUACCACCAGCAAAAACGGAAAGCGUACAACAGCCCCUUGGGACCUCACGGAAAAUUCCUAUUGAAGAAAUUAUAUCAUCAGGAGCAACAUGCGAAGCAACCGCCAUGAAUGCACACCCGCAAAUUGUUACUGAAAAAGCGCAGCAAGAUUACUGGCCAGAACACUCAGGCAGACAAACUGCCACAACCUCCAGCGCACCCGCAGUGGACUUCCCAAGCAUAGUUUCCGACAAUUCUGUGAGAGUUGUACGAAUACUUUCGCCAACACAGGAGCGCACAUCAGCCGCAUCGGCAGCUAGUGGUAGAACCCCAUCAGUACGCCCUGAAAGUGCAGGUUGGAAAAAUGCAAACAGACCGCAGGACGACUCAGAAAGAGCAAUCGCGUCCAGAAAAACAGAUGCCCUUCCGCUGCCUACCAUUCACAAAGAAAGCAAUGGCGACCAAAUUACCGAAGCAGUAUUAUUCACUGCGGCCGAAGCAAGGACGAAGUCAUUAUUUGAACAUCCGCUAAGCAGAGACAUUACAUUUGAGGCUUCCCCGAUUUUUCGCCAGUCGUGCCUAAAAGUAAGCGAAUUCCUGGUUAGCAUCGGUGAUCGAGAAGAAACUCACCGGGGCACAUACAGCGCGGAAGUAACACUCGUCGAUGACACCACACUUCGCGUUUACGCUUUGAAAAUCAAACCAACGGACAAACGUAUAGAUGCUGUUUCUUUCUCGAAAGACCAAAUAGAAGAAACGAUGACUCGCUCUGUUUUUGGCGGUAGGGAUAUGUGUACAAUUGCUUUAAAACUUCGCUGUGGCGAUCCUCGGAAUAUGGUUAACUUGAAGUAUUUCGAACUGUUUUUUAUCAUUCAUUUUCCGACUGCCAUCGUCAAGGAGAAUUUCAUUAGAGCGAUGCACGACUGCGGAAUGGCGUUUUGCUACUCAUAACUUUGUAUUCUAAUUAAUUAUCAGAAAUUUCAAUACUGCUGGCGAUUUCUUUCCGGUUAUUGUCAUGAGGGAUUUUUAUAUAUGACGACUGAAUAAGACCGCUCUCUUCUAUGUAAACAUACCUAUUCAGUAGAGCGGCUAGAGCCGUGACUAUCAAAGGCCCGUAAAAAUGUACAA